Molecule: messenger RNA, 3793 nt
Organism: Anopheles merus
Lineage: Eukaryota; Metazoa; Arthropoda; Insecta; Diptera; Culicidae
Exons: 5
Coding region: 114-3620 (1168 amino acids)
Biological process (GO): proteolysis
Molecular function (GO): serine-type endopeptidase activity
Source: RefSeq, a predicted model, not a curated record
AAAGCGCUGAUCACUUGUGACCUGGCGACGGUACAGUCCAGUUUGGUGCCUACCGUUCCAUACGCAGCGUUUGAGCUUUUGUGUGAAAUUGGUGUGCUACGUCGUGUGUGAUUAUGGGCUGUUCACUGAAAUGGUUCCUUCCACUGCUUGCGAUCCUGUAUUGGGUGUCGCAAACGAGUGGAGUAGAGAAUCGUUUAGCGUGUGGCAGACGCAAGGUAAAGUCCCUUUACCUCAUACAUAAUGGUAUUGACGCGAAGGCUGGACACUGGCCGUGGCACGUGGCGCUUUUCCAUCGAAAGGAUGGACAGUACGAAUACGCCUGCGGUGGAUCCAUCCUCGAUGAAAACACCAUUCUUACAGCGGCCCAUUGUGUGUAUACCCAAAGCGGUGUGAUUUCGGCAUCACGAGUGUCGGUGGACGUGGGACGAAUCCAUCUCAACGAAACAAGCGAAUACACGCAGACGCACCGUGUGCGAGAGAUAAUAGUUCACCCGGGAUUUAGCAAAAACAGCAUUAUCAACGAUAUUGCUCUGAUAAAGCUGGGCUCGAACAUCACGAUGAACAAGUAUGUGCAGCCGGUCUGUUUGUGGACCAGGGACAGCAAUCAGGAGUCGAUUGUGGGUAGAAACGGAACUAUCGUUGGAUUUGGUCUGAAUGAACAGGACGUUGUGUCGGAUCAGCUGAAACAAGCCCAAAUUGGUGUGGUGGAUGCGUUGACGUGCAUUGCAAGCGAUCGGGGGGUGUUUGGAACUCACCUGACGUCGGACAUGUUUUGUGGCAAGGGAGAGAAGGGAGUAAGUGCAUGCAAUGGAGAUAGCGGCGGUGGAAUGUUCUUCGAGGUCAGUGGCAAGUGGUACGUGAGGGGCCUGGUGUCAUUCACGCCUUUACGUGGCAAUACCGGACUGUGCGAUCCGCUCAAGUACACCGCCUACACCGAUGUCACCAUGUAUCUGGAAUGGAUUAAACCGUACAUAGAUGAGCGUGUGCUUUCGUACGAGAGUGAUGUGCUGGAUAUAGAUUAUGAGGAAAAGCUAAGGCUGUUCAACUUCGAAACGUGCGGCGUGAAAUCAUCUUCAUAUGUUGAGAAUGGUACCAGUUGGACACUGCCAUGGCUUGGGUCCGUUAGAACUCCGAACGACGGCGUUCCUAGAUGUACAAUUACGCUUAUCAGCGAGUGGUAUGCGGUUGGGCCUGCACACUGCUUUGAAGACGAUCGUAACGAGGCAUUUAUUGUGCUUGGUAGCUACGUUGACCUGUCGAAUACGGAUUGCUUCGAUCGCAAUGGGACGACCGUAUGUACCCAUCCUUCACAAACACGGCGAAUUAAACGGGUGAUAUUGCAUCCAAAGUUUGACAGGAAUGAUUAUACCAAUAACAUCGCACUGAUUGAGUUGCUGAUUGCAGCAGAUACCACGCAACCCAAUGUAAAGCCUAUCUGCCUGCCUGUAACUUCCGAACUACGAACAAACGCCAAGACGAACUUGCACGUGGCGACGGUUUCGUUGGAAGAAGCUGCAUACAAAAACAUGUUUAUUAAAUAUGUUGAGUCCGACGAGUGUUUGAGACGAUACUCCGAACAACAUAUUGAGUUAAAUCUGGACAACAAACGGUUUUGUGCGGAAGUAGUGGACGAACACGACCGAGAAAAAUGCAUUCAACUAGAAGCGGGAGCACCGCUCCAGGAAAGAAAGAUAUUCAAUGGGACCGAGCGAUACUUUCUGCGAGGAAUAGAGCUGCAUGGAUUGGCCUGUGAUUCAAUGGGACCAACCAUUUACAACGAUGUGGAAGUCUAUAUGGACUGGAUACUGUACAACAUGCGGUACAACAUGCAAGAAACACCGGAGUCUGUUAGAAUUUCGGCAACCAAUACCACCCUUGAGGCGGAAUGGAACAAGUUGCAGCAGCAGCCGGGAAAGGAAAAGUUGCGUCUGUUCAAUAUGGACACUUGUGGCUUAACCAACACCGGAUCUGAGAUCAUUCCACAGGUAACGGUCCUCCCGUGGAUUGGGUCAUUUUGGGAACAUGACAAUGUGAACAGCGGAACCGCUUGGUUGAGGAGCGUGGUGGUGCUCAUAAACGAAUGGUAUGCGAUUGCCCCCAAGUUCAUUACACAAAACGAUGUAAUUUGGCGAUUUGUUCUCCUAGGAAAGUAUAGCUCAAAUGAAGUAACCAACUGCACCUCUAGCACAUGUGAGGGAACAUUCCAGCUGAUGGAAAUCAAGAACAUUAUCACCCCAAAAAUAGAAUCAGAACUACUGUAUGCACUGAUAGAGUUUGUCGAGCCAGCUAAUCUAAGCAAUCCCUACAUCAAACCGAUCUGUUUGCCCUUCAUGGAUCAACUGCAUCAGCAUGAUCCUACGGUAGUUUUACUGUCAUCUUUAGAUCAAGAUCAGGUCGUCCAAAACAAAAAGCUUAAGUUGAUCAACUAUUCGAGCUGCCAGCAACGAUUCUUGCAUGAAAAAGUUUAUAAUCAUUUUGGCGAUAGUUUGAUUCGGUGUGCAGUCGAGGUGGAAAAUUUCAGACAAAUGCCUUUACAUUCCUUACCUGGCAGUCCGUUUCAGAUGCCGUUACGGUAUGGAGACGGUACACAUUAUUUUUUACACGGGAUGAAUGUAGCAUAUCCGGGUAGACUAGACUUUUUUCCUGUUUUGAAUUUUGGACCGUAUAUCUAUUACCCGGUUAAGCUGGCCGAUCUCGAAUGGAUGAUGGAGAAUAUAUACGAAAAAGAGCGUAAUAUUACAUUAUUCCGUGCGACAGAGAGUAAACGUAUAAGUUUGACACCGGUACAACACAACUCCAGCCAGACUUUGCUCAACUUUAAUACCUGCGGAGAAUCAUCAAUCAGCUAUCCAACACCAUGGCUAGGGUAUGUCUUUUACAAUGUGCCGACUUUUGAUACAGUGAAGUGUAUCGUAACACUCAUAAGCGAGCUGCACGCUGUUGGUCCAGCAGAUUGUUUUGAUGAUUCUAGUCAAGACGUUCUUCUACUGUUCGGAGAUACUAAUGAAGCUGUCAAGAAGGAUUGUUCUGCGGCAAAUAAUCCUGAUUCAUGCAAUCUUCCUACUCAAAGAGUGGCGAUCCAGAAGAUCUUCACUCAUCCACUCUAUAACAAAACCAGAAACGAUGAUAUUGCAUUGAUUCAACUGGCCACUCCUGUGGAUACAAGUCGGUCGAAUGUGAAGCCCAUCUGCUUACCGAUCAUCGACACCAUUCGUAAUUAUGAUACAUCAAGCCUGGUAAUAUCUUCUUCCAGCUAUGACACUGUCAAUGUUGGUGAUAGAUACAUCGACGUGGAGGAAUGUCAAAAACGGUGGCAAGACUUGAAGUUGAGCUUUGUCGUCGAUCGAUCAAUGCAUUGUGUGAUGCUACAACGAACGGUGGAAAAUACAUGCGUGGGUGUAGUUGUUGGUGCAGCGCUACACUCACUCCAAGCGCUGAAAUCAAGAGAUAGACACUUUUUGCGCGGAUUUUUUGUGACCGGGUCAUCUUUAUGCAGUAUACACUACCCUUUAGUUUACGUCAACACAGACGCUUAUUUGGACUGGAUAUUGGAUACUAUGGAGCAACCAGCCAAUUUUACGUUCGAUCUGCAUCAGGAACUUAUUUUCAGCAAAAAAUGAUCAAUAAUAUGUAUGGUCAAGUAUAUCAACAUUCCUGCGAGAUGAAAUAAAACUAUGUCUUUUUUUAUGUGUAACUGAAUGUAUGUAAUUGAAUGUACGGUCGAACUAUUCCUUUUGCUCUCCACGCGGUAACCCAGUGGUCUCCAACCUGUCGUCCGUGGACCACUUGUGGU